Messenger RNA from Penaeus indicus, 1518 nucleotides. RefSeq names its product tubulin alpha-3 chain-like. The coding region runs from base 140 to 1486 and encodes 448 amino acids. Gene Ontology annotation, cellular component: microtubule; cytoplasm. The record is from RefSeq and is a predicted model, not a curated record. Gene Ontology annotation, biological process: mitotic cell cycle; microtubule cytoskeleton organization. Gene Ontology annotation, molecular function: GTP binding; structural constituent of cytoskeleton. The transcript is spliced from 3 exons. NCBI's taxonomy places the organism in Eukaryota, Metazoa, Arthropoda, Malacostraca, Decapoda, Penaeidae.
GGAAGGUGUUGGUCGUCGGCUCAAGGAGGAAUAUAAUCCUACGGUUUCUUGUGAUUCUAAUCGACGAGCAUCUUUUAUAUAGUAAUUAGCAGUUGUCUGAUUCUUUGAAGAGAAAAAAAAGGUUGCAGUUACUAGGAAAAUGCGUGAGUGCAUCUCCGUCCACGUGGGCCAGGCUGGAACACAGAUGGGGAACUCUUGCUGGGAACUUUAUUGCCUGGAACAUGGGAUUCAGGCCGACGGCACGAUGUCCUCCGAUAAAGUUGGCGGAGACGAUUCCUUCAACACCUUCUUCAGCGAGACCGGGUCGGGAAAGCACGUUCCGAGGGCGGUGUUCAUCGAUCUCGAAGCUUCGGUCAUUGGCGAGAUAAGAACAGGCUGUUACCGCCAGCUCUUCCACCCCGAGCAGCUCAUCACCGGCAAGGAGGACGCCGCCAACAACUACGCUCGAGGCCACUACACGAUAGGCAAAGAAAUCGUCGACAUCGUCCUCGACCGAAUCCGGAAAUUGGCCGACAACUGCACCGGCCUGCAAGGUUUCCUGAUCUUCCACUCGUUCGGCGGCGGCACCGGGUCUGGCUUCACUUCCCUGCUGAUGGAGAGGCUGUCGGUGGACUACGGCAAGAAGAGCAAGCUGGAGUUCGCCAUCUACCCCGCCCCGCAGGUCGCCACGGCCGUCGUCGAGCCCUACAACUCCAUCCUGACGACCCACACCACCCUCGAACACUCAGACUGCGCCUUCAUGGUCGACAACGAGGCCAUCUACGACAUCUGCCGCAGGAACCUCGACAUCGGACGGCCCUCUUACACCAAUCUGAACCGCCUGAUUGGCCAGAUCGUCUCGUCCAUCACGGCGUCUCUCCGAUUCGACGGUGCCCUUAAUGUCGACCUGACGGAGUUCCAGACCAACUUGGUGCCCUACCCCAGGAUCCACUUCCCUCUCGUCACCUACGCCCCCGUCAUCUCGGCGGAGAAGGUAUACCACGAACAGCUCUCGGUCUCGGAGAUCACCAACGCGUGCUUCGAACCCGCCAACCAGAUGGUCAAAUGCGACCCCCGCCACGGCAAGUACAUGGCCUGUUGUCUGCUGUACCGCGGCGACGUCGUGCCCAAGGAUGUGAACGCCGCCAUCGCAGGCAUCAAGACGAAGCGCAGCAUCCAGUUCGUGGACUGGUGCCCCACGGGCUUCAAAGUGGGCAUCAACUACCAGCCGCCGACCAUCGUUCCCGGCGGAGACUUGGCUAAGGUGUCGCGCGCCGUGUGCAUGCUCUCCAACACCACCGCCAUCGCCGAGGCCUGGGCGCGCCUCGACCACAAGUUCGACCUGAUGUACGCCAAGAGGGCCUUCGUGCACUGGUACGUGGGCGAGGGCAUGGAGGAGGGCGAAUUCACGGAGGCGCGCGAGGACCUGGCGGCGCUCGAGAAAGACUACGAGGAAGUGGGCUGCGACUCGGGUGAAGCAGGAGAGGAUGACGGCGAGGAGUACUAAGUUGUAUACAUUAUUUAAUGGUUUUGAAAGCU